AUGGGCGAUGUUCCCAAUGGCCAUCUAGUUGUUCGGCAUGGCGAUGACCAUGUUUCAUUUAACUUACCCGACCAAUACUCAACCGAGAUCGAGAACGCCUUCUUGCGGACUGGAGUUUUACCGCGGCAAUCCAACGAUAGCUCUGUGACUGUCUACGCACCGCCUAUGAAGAGAGGUCCCAUUGCUGACCCUUACAACGUUCCGACUGGGUUUUUGGCGGGCGACGUGGAUAGUGCAUGGUUAUGA
Molecule: messenger RNA, 246 nt
Organism: Cladophialophora psammophila CBS 110553
Lineage: Eukaryota; Fungi; Ascomycota; Eurotiomycetes; Chaetothyriales; Herpotrichiellaceae
Exons: 2
Coding region: 1-246 (81 amino acids)
Source: RefSeq, a predicted model, not a curated record